AGUGCUAUGUAGGCCCUCCUUUCGUUUCUUCGUCAUCGUUGGUUUCGCAUCCCUCUCUCAUUUUUUUUAAAGUUCCCAUUUCCAAACGCGAAAGCGCGGCGGCCGACAACGGACUGCGUGACAGCCGCCGUGCUUCACCGCGCUCUCUCUACCCUCGUCAUCGUCCUUCUCCCUCUUUCUCUCUGCUUGUGUGUGCGUAUUCGUGUGUUGUGGGUGCGCAGCGUGCAGCGAUGUUGCGCCUCACCCGUCAUCUUGCCGAGCACAUCCAGAGCUCCGCCCAGUACACCACGCCGGUGUUUCACAGCACCAAGCGGAGCUCCUUCUGGGCGAAACGCCGCCGCAACUUCUACCAGCGCGGGUGCAUCGGCAGGCUCUUCACCGUCUGCGGCUACGGCGCUGCGGGCGUGGCGGCGUACCUGGCGACCUGCCUCGUUGUCCGCACCCUCCACCAAACCACCGUCGAUGGCCUCUUCACCCCUGGCGAGGACUACACGUUGGAGGAGUGGCACACGAUUGAGCCGACGCUGCGGCCGGGCGACAUCGUUUUAAUGCGCGGGAGCGGGCUCAUGAGCUGGACGAUAGCGACUUUGCAGUUCGUCCUCUCCUGCAUGCACCCCGCCGCAUUGCGCUACUCGCACGUGGCGGUCGUCGUCGCCCCUGCCAUCGUGGAGUACGUGGACGAGGACGCCUGCCACAACGGCGCGGCGCAGCCCCAGCCGUAUAAGGUGGAACGUUUGGAGGACUUGUUUGCCGAGGAGGGGACGUCCGCCGAGCCAGCGGCAUCGCCCAGCGCGGCGGCUGCAUCGAAGGGUGAUCUCGCCGUACGUGCGCAGUUGCAGGCGGAGGAGGCCGCCCUGCGGCGUCGCCGCGUACUUCGGCGAGGUGCGGUAAUUCUAGAAGCGAUGGACAACAAAGAAUUCGACGUGCCCGACGUGACAGGGAAGGUGAUUCAUGACACGGUGCAGCUCGUAGAGGCCUCACACCGUCUCUUCUCCAUCACCCCCGACGGGUCGCCCGCCUACCACUACUUCGCGGUGCGUCGGCUGCAGAACUACGAACACACGCCCGCACGGCAGGCGAAGCUACGGCAGUUUUGCCUCGACAGCGAGGGGCGCCGGAUGGAUGGGAGUCUGCUCUACCCGCUGGCGUUUCUGUUUGCACGGCUGCACACGCUGACUCGUCCGCUGCGCAGCGCUGUCUCGGGCGAGGUGUCGUGCAGCGAGUUGGUCGUGGAGCUGUAUCAAGAACUCGGCGUGGUGCAGCGUCACUGGCGUUGGGUGCCGCUGGGCCGGUCAUCAACUGCAUCGUCUCCCCAGAAGAACGAGGAUGACGAUAGUGAUUCAGUAAAGGAAAACGACGUAGGCGAGGAAGAGGCGAUGCCCUCGCCGACGCCGGCCGAUGUGAUACACGACCGCAGCGCGAACUCGCUGCACGUGUAUGACUACGUCUACGGUCGCAUCAACGACCGCGACGGCAAACCCGUUAUGUCGCGUGACCGACCAGCGCUACCGGAUGCGUCAACCAUCGAGAAUGGGGAUGUCCUGGCGGAGUCGGAGCUGCGUACGCGGUCGGCAGUGGCACCGCUGCGGCCGGUCUGGCCCGAGGUGGAUGCCGUGAAGGAGUUCUCCGACCUUUUCGGGCGGACGUUGGCCGGCGAGGCGGAUGAGGCGGCACGCGAGAAGAUGAGAACGCGCGCGACGGCGUCAUAUGUCCGCCGCCAUGCGACUCCGACUCCUGUGCUGCGCUCCGGCGCCGUGGCGAAGGGCGUCGACGGCAGGGAUUAUCAGCUGCAGUGGUACUACAAGCACAACAGCAUCGCGACCUGCCCCUUCCACUUUACGCAGGGCAUCGGCGAGUCGGUGCUAGACUUUGCCAUGAACAUUAGUCUUGGCCCGGAGAUACACAUGCGCAUUGAUCGCCCGGGCGAUGCGGCCGGGUGGAUCUUGGAGGGCGAAUAA
Messenger RNA from Leptomonas pyrrhocoris, 1958 nucleotides. RefSeq lists its product as hypothetical. Lineage: Eukaryota; Euglenozoa; Kinetoplastea; Trypanosomatida; Trypanosomatidae. Bases 231 to 1958 code for a protein of 575 amino acids. The record is from RefSeq and is a predicted model, not a curated record. The transcript has a single exon.